GGAAUCAUUUCAAAGGCCAACAAAUUUUGGGCCUGAAUGCUUGUGAUUUUCAUGGGCUCACGGAGCCCAAAACUCAGUGGCUUGUUUUCCUGAAAGCCCAUGGGCCUGUCGCUUUCUUUUUAAGAGAGGAGUGCAUAACUUUAUAACAACGUCAUUUUUGCUUCCUGUUCGUCAAAUUUUCUCCCUCUAGUCUUUGCUUUUCCCCCACUCCAUCGGAAACUUGAAGAUGGCCGGAAUCGAGAGACUCCAGCGAAUGCUUGGCGGCGCCGGCGGCGGGUUCGGGCAUCCCCCGACCGAUGGCCCCGCCGUUGACACGUCGGAGCAGGUCUAUAUCUCCUCGCUCGCCCUUCUCAAGAUGCUUAAACACGGAAGAGCUGGAGUUCCCAUGGAGGUCAUGGGUCUGAUGCUCGGAGAGUUUGUGGACGAGUAUACUGUUCGUGUCGUGGACGUCUUUGCAAUGCCGCAAAGUGGUACUGGCGUCAGUGUUGAAGCUGUCGACCAUGUUUUCCAGACUAACAUGCUCGAUAUGCUCAAACAGACUGGGAGGCCAGAGAUGGUUGUAGGGUGGUACCAUUCUCAUCCGGGAUUUGGAUGCUGGCUUUCUGGUGUUGAUAUUAACACGCAGCAGAGUUUUGAAGCUUUAAAUCAACGGGCAGUUGCUGUUGUGGUUGAUCCUAUUCAAAGUGUGCGAGGGAAGGUCGUGAUUGAUGCUUUCCGCCUCAUCAACCCUCAGACGAUGAUGCUUGGCCAAGAACCUAGGCAAACAACUUCCAAUCUUGGGAGUCUCAACAAACCAUCCAUUCAGGCGUUGAUCCAUGGACUGAAUAGGCAUUACUAUUCAAUUGCCAUUAAUUACCGAAAAAAUGAGCUCGAGGAGAAAAUGCUUCUCAACUUGCACAAGAAGAAAUGGACUGAUGGAUUGACUCUCAGGCGGUUUGAUGGUCAUUCCAAAACCAAUGAGCAGACUGUUCAGGAGAUGUUGAACUUAGCAGUCAAGUAUAACAAGGCAGUGCAAGAAGAAGACGAGCUUCCACCUGAGAAGCUUGCUAUUGCAAAUGUGGGACGGCAAGAUGCCAAGAAGCACCUCGAAGAACACGUCUCUAAUUUGAUGUCGUCCAACAUCAUCCAGACUUUGGGCACCAUGCUUGACACAGUUGUCUUCUAAGCUUAGCGUCUCGAUCAGCAUGACACAUCUGGUAUUUGUAUUUCAAAGUGCCUUGGUACUUUGUGGCCUCUAGACUCAUAUAGUUCUUUCUCCUGUCACACAUGGAUAAUCGAACUAUUCUUGUAUUCUUGGGUAGUUUGCUACAGAAGUAACAGCAUUCGAUAGUGGUUUCACUUUAGUAGCUAAACCUUCUAAAUUUGCUUCAGUCCCAUGAUCAUUGUUUACUCUUAUCAUAACUGGAUACGUUUUGAUCCUAUCUUUCC
This is a messenger RNA of Linum tenue, 1428 nucleotides long. The record is from the annotation of a GenBank genome assembly. Lineage: Eukaryota; Viridiplantae; Streptophyta; Magnoliopsida; Malpighiales; Linaceae.